CUUUUCUUCGUGCCUUAAAAACCGAAUGAGGCUUUGGAAUUUCGAAAUAUACAAGGGAACAAAUGGCAAUGUUCGUAAGGGCCAGUUUAGCGCUAUUUAGCUUGAGUAGUAGAUGUUCGAAGGUCAGUUGUAAGUUAUCAGAGGCAGGAGGUAGACGUCUCUUCUCUCGCUCCUCGUCUUUAUUCACUCGUUCAGUGGCCGCCGCCUUCACAAACAUGUCACCUCCCAAGAAAAUCUGUAUUCUGGGCUCGGGAAAUUGGGGGUCAGCCAUCGCCAAGAUCGUGGGGAGCAAUGUGACCAAAUUCGACCAGUUUGACAACGAGGUGAGGAUGUAUGUGUACGAGGAGGAGAUUGACGGCAAGAAGCUCACGGAGAUCAUCAACACUACACACGAGAACGUCAAGUACCUGCCGGGGAAGAAACUGCCUCCCAAUGUGGUGGCAGUGCCUGACGUACUGGAGGCAGCAAAGGAUGCUGAUGUGCUCAUCUUCGUCAUCCCUCACCAGUUCGUCAAGAGGGUGUGUCAGCCUCUUGUAGGCAAAUUGAAGCCAGACACCGUCGGCAUCUCUCUCAUCAAGGGCUUUGACCUGAAGGAAGGUGGUGGCAUCAUGCUCAUCUCCCACUUGAUCAAGGAACUUGUAAAUAUCCCUAUCUCAGUACUGAUGGGGGCCAACCUGGCAGGCGAGGUGGCCGACGAGAAGUUUUGUGAGACCACCAUAGGCUGUAGGGACAUAGAGGUGGGCAGGAUGUACAGGGACCUGAUUCAGACAGACUACUUCAGGGUGGUGGUGGUGGAUGACGUGGAGGCUGUUGAAGUUUGUGGAGCACUUAAAAACAUUGUUGCAACAGGAGCUGGCUUUAUUGAUGGCCUUGGGUAUGGAGACAAUACCAAAGCAGCUGUUAUUAGGUUAGGCCUGAUGGAGAUGAUAAAAUUCUGUGAGGUGUUUUACCCAGGCUCAAAACUUGGAACCUUCUUUGAGAGCUGUGGUGUGGCGGAUCUCAUCACCACCUGCUAUGGAGGCAGGAACAGAAGGGUGGCAGAGGCAUUUGUCAAAACAGGCAAGACCAUAGAGGAACUAGAGAAAGAGAUGCUAAAUGGCCAGAAGCUACAAGGUCCCUUCACUGCUUUAGAAGUUAAUCACAUGCUCAAGCAAAAGGGUAUGGAGGAAAGAUUCCCUCUCUUCACUGCCAUCCACCAAAUCUGCCUGAAGGAGCUACCACCACCAGGGAUGAUAGACUGCAUCAGAAACCACCCAGAACACAUGCCUCCAAACUGCUUUAAAAUUUCGAUGGCAUCUAAGGAAUCAUCAGAAAACGAGGCUUAAGCAGAGUGGCAUAUGUGGGGUGCCUGCAUCUGGUGCACGUUUGAUCAGCAGCACACCUCCCUCGUCAACAGUGAGUGAGAGGAAGCAGACAAAUCCAAGGAUAUGUGACCCAGGUUUUUUUUCUUUUUCUUUUCUUUUGUUUUUUAUGAUUUACUGAAUUAGAUCUUUUCCCAUGUGCUAUAUGAGGCUGGUGUGUCAAGCUGGGUUCUGAGAUUACUGUGUGGUAAGAGAGAGUGUCUCCCAUUUCGCUGGGUUGUGUUCAGAAUGCUGCUUAUUCUAUUAUCUUGGGAAUUUCUCAAACAAAUGAAGCAUAAAGUGCCAGAAGCAUUUUCAGGAAGCUUUAAAAAGUUGUAAGCUUCGUAACUGUUUUGCUUCGGGUCACAAGCUGUUUGAAAUUUACUAAGGUAGGAAAAUAAGUAAUAUUCUGAUAUCCUUUUAUCGUGUAUUGUAUUGUUUAGUGAAAGGAUUUAAGUUUUAGCAUUACUGCGAAUAUUUCUUAUAUUUUUAAUGGGCAGUUAUUUGAUGGCAAUUGUAAAUACUUUUUAACAUCAUGAUAUUGACAGGUAUGUGUUUCUAUUGCAUAUCAAAGCCUGUUGCUUACUAAUUAGAAAUGCAUACCAUAAUCCCAGAGUUUGUCACUUUAUUAGCUCAAUGACAUGAGAGAUGGAUUAUGAAGAAAUCACAUAAUGAUGUAUGGUCAGCUCAUAGGUUGUCAUAAGAAUUUUGAUACAUUUAGUGUUCGUUGCCAGUGUGUGUGUGUGUGUGUGUGUGUGUGUGUGUGUGUGUGUGUGUGUGUGUGUGUGUAAGAAAGGAUGGUUGGGUGGGUGGGUAAUGUUGAUAGCUGGGAUGCAGUGACUUGCAAGUUUGCUUAAGUGAAUGUUGCAUUAUAUGUUGAUAAAUUGAUGCAAAAGUUUUAUAUUACUUUAUUGAAGACUUUCAAUGAUUUAGGUAACAAAAUGUAUUCAUUACCUACCUAAGUGUUUGUACACAUAUUCCUACAAAUGUAUAUAUGUGUGCUCAACUGAAUUUUAGAUUAGGUAUGUGAGUAUCAGGUUUGCUGCCUGUGUUUAUGGUAUUUCUCAUAAGAUGCAUUACUUUAGGUGCCCAUCCUUCUUUUAGUAUGAAGGGCAUAAACUCUUGUGUUACCAAGAAACCCUUGUAAACUCUCAGGUUUCUUCUAGUACAUAUUUAUUGCUUUUUACAACCAAUGUGUAGAACAGAGAUCUUUUCAUAUAGGUCUCUUUUUUUUUUAUGAUAAUUAAGAGUUAGAUAAAAGACUGCAUUUUUUCUUUUGUUUUCAGGUGUUCUUUUAUGUUAUUCUUCAGAAUGAUGAAUAGGUGAUCUUUUCUUGAAUUCAUUAGGCAUAUUUUGUAAAACUGAUAGCAGAGCAGGGACAGAUGACUUGCUGAUGAAGUAUUGCAAGCUUAUAUAAUGAGAAGAUUGAGGCAACUUUUACUUUUGUGAUACAUUAACUAACUGGUGACAUGCAGCUGAAAGUUCCAUUCAGGUUAUUAGAAUGUACCAACAUUUUCAUGAGGAUGUAUUUAUUAAAGCAAAAAUCUGCAGCCAAUGGUUUAUAUCUAUAGAAUCAUGAUAUGUUCAACAUAAUAUCUAGAACUAAUAUGUUCUUAUUUAGGGGGUGCUUUACCAUACCUUUGUUAGUAUGAAUUCACCACAUGUAGAAGCUUUAUGAAAAGAAUUUGUUUUGUUUCACAUAACCAAUUUGUUUCAUGACCUGGGUCCUUUCAAGUGCUUCCUAGUGUACACCCCAGAGAAAUCUUAUUUUAAGUUGGGUUUGUCUUAAAAAGGAAGAAGGAAUUAAAAAUGCAUUUUGUAUAAGCAAAGUAAGUAAACAAUAAUCUGCUUGUCAAUAAUUUUCUUGUGCUAUGAUAUAAUUUUUCAUUAUUUGCAUUGGUAGUGCUAGAUACACCUGUUUUAGGAUUCCAAAUGGAAAUGUAUGCUCAAUUACCUAUUUUGUUUGGUGCUAAACAUGUUAGUUUUGUUUAAUACUUUUUUUUUUUUUAGCUAACUUUCAUUCCCAGUACUGUACCGUACCAUCUUUCUAACACUAGUUAGGAUUGUAAUUCAGACAGUUAACUAGCAUUUUUAGUGAACAGUAAAAUGAUCUAUUUGGUUUAUAAUUUAGGAUUGUAGUCAAUGCAGCAGAACUUGAUAACACUUUGUGCAAUACUCUGCUAGUCACUAGAUGUGUACAUCUUGGGUUUUGAGAAAACUAGUUAUUCUAGCAAGAAAUUAUUUCAAAUUUAUAGUAUUAUGCUUCAGAAACUUCAAGAUCUGUACUGCAGAACAGCAAAUAGUCUCCUUCAUCCUCAUUUAGGCAGCAUUGGAGCCGAGUCUUCUAGCACCACAUCUAAGUAUGUACACCAUAAUGUGCUGCUUCAUAACCUCAUGAGUUGUGUGCUGUUGCAGAGAAGUUUAGUUAAAGUGGGUGUAGCUUCAUUAGUCAUUACCUUGUGUAAGAUGUAAAAUCAGUUUUUUUUUUUUUCUUUUUUUUCUUGCAGCUUUCUAUUAUACAAGAGAAAUGUGCACAAAGUAUAUUCAGCAGGUUUUUUUUUUUUUUUUUCUUUUCUUUUCUUCCCACUAUUAACGUAUGUAUCUAUACAUGUAGUGACAUUGUCCUUGGAUGUCAAGACUGAUGUGCUUCACCUUGUGUAUGGAUGUACAUGAAUAAUAACACUGCUAAUCUAGGUAACUGUUUCACUCAAGCUAUGAUCAUAAUGACUGACAUCAAGGCUUUCACACACUUAUCCUUCAAAACCCAGUUGUGUAUGUGCAAAUGUCUUAUGUCAUGUAAUAUUAUUUUCUAUUAAAUUUUGCCAUUGUAUAAACCCAUUUCUAAAGGUGACAAAGUAUGCAAUGCUAUUUGGGGUGGAUGUUGAAAUAUAAAUUUGCUGUGGUUGGUA
Messenger RNA from Portunus trituberculatus (swimming crab), 4249 nucleotides. RefSeq names its product glycerol-3-phosphate dehydrogenase [NAD(+)], cytoplasmic-like (gene Gpdh1). Bases 63 to 1325 code for a protein of 420 amino acids. Gene Ontology annotation, biological process: glycerol-3-phosphate catabolic process; carbohydrate metabolic process. NCBI's taxonomy places the organism in Eukaryota, Metazoa, Arthropoda, Malacostraca, Decapoda, Portunidae. The transcript has 11 exons. Gene Ontology annotation, molecular function: glycerol-3-phosphate dehydrogenase [NAD(P)+] activity; protein homodimerization activity; NAD binding. Gene Ontology annotation, cellular component: glycerol-3-phosphate dehydrogenase (FAD) complex; cytosol. The record is from RefSeq and is a predicted model, not a curated record.